This is a messenger RNA of Penicillium mononematosum, 1458 nucleotides long. Its product is annotated as cytochrome P450. The transcript is spliced from 5 exons. Gene Ontology annotation, molecular function: heme binding; monooxygenase activity; oxidoreductase activity, acting on paired donors, with incorporation or reduction of molecular oxygen. Bases 1 to 1458 code for a protein of 485 amino acids. Lineage: Eukaryota; Fungi; Ascomycota; Eurotiomycetes; Eurotiales; Aspergillaceae. The record is from RefSeq and is a predicted model, not a curated record.
AUGGCUGUUAUUCCUGGUCUGUCGGCGCUUUCGAACAUGGAAGACUUCCCAACUAUAGCUCUUGCUUUGCUAAAGCUGAGCUUGACGUUGAUCCCACUUUACCUCAUCACUCUCCCUGUCUAUAAUGUCUACUUCCACCCUCUGACCAACUGUCCUGGACCAAAAUUUAUGGCAGCCACACGUCUACCUUAUAUCCGCAUGAUCCUAGGUGGCCGGUUCCCACAAAGGAUCAAAGCAUUGCAUCAACAGUACGGCGAUGUAGUUCGCAUUGCCCCCGAUGAACUUUCUCUUAUAGACGGCGCAGCUUGGAAGCCCAUCUAUGGGACACGUGUCGGCCACGGCCAGAAGACCAAAGAUCAUCGAUUCUAUGCACCAACCCCUGGAGAAGCUCCCAGCAUCAUCGUCUCCAAUGAUGCGGACCAUUCCCGCUUUCGACGUUUAUUGUCGCACGCAUUCUCCGAAAGCUCAUUGCGCAGUCAGGAAUCCAUAAUCAAGGGCUAUAUUGAUCUUUUGAUGCAGCGUCUGCAUGAGAAUAUCGACGGUGGCACAAAUAUCGUUGAUAUGGUGACCUGGUACAACUUCACAACCUUUGAUAUUAUUGGAGACCUGGCUUUCGGAGAGCCGUUCGACUGUCUCAAGAAUUCGGAGUACCACCAAUGGGUGUCCAUUAUCUUCAGCUCGCUCAAGUAUGGCGCCUACGCAAAUGUGUCUCGGCGCCUCCCAGGAUCGAAAUAUAUCCUCCCAUACAUUACUCCUCGGCAUGUUCUCUCGCAAAGGAGUGCACACUUAGCCUUGACCAAGGAAAAGGUUCAGCGUAGGAUAGGUAGGUCUAAUGAAAGACCUGAUUUCUUCGGCAACAUUUUGAAGCAUCAAAACACCGAGAAAGGAUUCAGCAUCCCAGGAAUGAUCACCAAUGGUAGUACGUUGAUUAUUGCCGGCUCGGAGACCACUGCAACUGUGCUCUCUGGGGAAGAUAUUACCUUGGAAUCCUGCAAUAAGCUGGAGUAUUGUCUGGCCGUCCUUACUGAGGCUCUUCGAGUGUAUCCUCCCGUUGCAGUUGGAUUGCCUCGCAUAGUUGAUGCCCAAGGCGAUAUGAUUGCUGGAAACUGGGUUCCAAGAGGGACAGUUGUUUCCGUCUCUCAUCUCGCUGCCAGUCACUCCCCUGCCAACUUUGCUGAUGCAGAGCAGUUUAUCCCAGAGCGUCAUUUGGGCAACCCUCGCUUUGCGAAUGACAGUAAAACUGCAGUGCAACCGUUCAGUUUUGGUCCUAGGAACUGCAUUGGACGCAAUCUGGCAUACGUCGAAAUGCGUAUCAUUCUCGCUCGCAUGGUCUUCAAUUUCGAUAUGGAGUUGGACCAGCCUGAAAAGGACUGGAUGGAUCAAGAGUGCUUUGUGCUAUGGAACAAGCCAAAACUGAUGAUCAAACUAAAGCCGAUAGUUUAUUCCAAACGAAGCUGA